AUGAGCGAAGAGGAUCUCAAUUACGACAGAAUGGAAGAUCAUGAAAGAGAUGAAGAACCAAGAAGGGAUCGUGAUCGGUCUCCUGCAUAUGAGCCAGAGCAUAGUGAUAAUGGAGCCAAAAGUGCUGGUAGCACUGGAGGUAAGAAAUCCAACCCAGUUGACCACCAGGGGUUGAAAAGCCAGGACGAUAUUGAACCGCAGGAGGAGGUCACAUAUGAAGUAGUUGAGGAACCUGCUUUCAACAGGACACGUGCUUUGUUUAUUGGGAACUUAAGAAGACCCAUCAACGCACACGAAUUUCAGUUGUUCUUGAAGGAUUUGAUCAAGCAGGCGGAUGGUGAAUAUUAUGUGGAAAGAGCGUGGUUGAACAGAACAAGAACCCAUGGAAUUGUUUUAGUUGAUAAGGAAGAGGGGUCCGAGUUCCUUCGUUCCCGUUUGAACGCAUCUAUCUACCCUUCAGAGGAAGAUGAUUUAAAGCUUAAAGAAGAAUAUGAACGAGUGGAGCAAGAGAGAUAUACUGAGGAAUUGGAACGUUAUGAAAGGAAAAGGAAGGAAGUUGAGGCUGAACUUGAAAAUAAGGCAGCUACAGAAGCUCCGAAAGAGACGGAUACGGACGACACUGCCCUUGAAACAAGUGCUGAAGUGGAAGGUGAUAUGGAAAUUGAACAUGAGGCUGAGCCCAAAGAAGAACCCAAGGUUGAACUUGCGGCUCCAAGACCACCACAACCUUUCCAACCGCUCCGUCAACCCUUAUAUGUUGAUUAUAUCCCUGUGAAGGCAAUCAAUCAGUGGAUUUUUGAAGAAGACCGUGGCCCUAGGAACGGGAAGUGGAAAAUUAUAUAUGAACAAAAUGGUGAAGGCGGAAUUUUGGCAACUCACAUAUUGCUAAACGGAGACUUUGUUCCAAGAUAUAACGCAAACAGACGUGGAGGAAGAGGUGGACCUAGGGGAGGUCAAAGAGGUAGAGGCAGUGGUGGAAGAUAUCCUGGAAGAUACUCCGGCUCUGUCCCAAGAAGAGGCGGCGGUGGAUACUACGACGCGCCCCCACAAUACGAUUCGUACCGCGGAGGUGAUUCCUAUCGCGGAAGUGAAUCUUAUCGUGGCGGUGAUUCGUAUCGCGGAGGUGAUUCUUAUCGUGGCGGUGAUUCGUAUCGCGGAGGUGAUUCUUAUCGUGGCGGUGAUUCAUACCGUGGCGGUGAUUCAUACCGUAGAGGGAGCAGAGACAGAAAUUCGUAUGGAGAUCGUUACCCUUCAUCCUACAAUUCUUACAGAGGUGACGAGUACGGUGCCCCUCCACCAGCUCCAAGAGGUAUUAACAGCAGCGGUGGAGGAGGAGGAGGUAGGAGCAAGUACAGACAUGAUAGAAACGAUAGAGACUCCUAUGUACCUGGCCAGAGGUCUUCAUCUGGGCCGCUGCAUGGUGGUGACAGUUAUGUCCCAGGUAGCAGGGACGAACACCAAUACAGAGACAGAUCUAGAUCACCUUCGAGGCAAAGAUCUCCAGAUUUCUAA
Dujonia railenensis is the source of this 1512-nucleotide messenger RNA. The record is from the annotation of a GenBank genome assembly. Lineage: Eukaryota; Fungi; Ascomycota; Pichiomycetes; Serinales; Debaryomycetaceae.